Messenger RNA from Phytomonas sp. EM1, 1881 nucleotides. The record is from the annotation of a GenBank genome assembly. NCBI's taxonomy places the organism in Eukaryota, Euglenozoa, Kinetoplastea, Trypanosomatida, Trypanosomatidae.
AUGAAUGGCUUUUCGACACUGCUGAACUUUUACCUGAUGUCCCACAUCAAUACAGGGAGUGCCUUGUUAGAUAUGCUCCUGGUCAUGCUUAUUCCCCUCGUGUACGACGGGAUUCUCAAAACUCUCGAGCAAUGCUUGUUGCUUCCACUUCAAAGGCUCGCCCAGCAUUUUCUAAGGGGAAAGGCCAAGACCUCCAUCAUUGCCAACUACAACACCAUGCAUGGCGUCUCGCUUGAUCUAAACGAGAACCUCGUGCUGCAGGAGGCGCUCAUGCACUACGUCGGCCAUAUGGUGAAGCCCACUUACCCAUUUGGGAGUUAUCGCUUCACUCGUCUCGCCGCGAAGGGCCCGACGGCGCGAAGCAACUCCCUGGUCGACACCCUCCGCCACACCUACUUCUUACAAACCAUUCCGAGUAGCCAGGCGGCUGUGGAGCUCGCUCCUGGUCUCUCGUUGCGCAUCUUCAACGAUGACGGGCAAAAGAAGGAUGAAAAUGCGAGACGAAAUGGCAUGGGCUCCUUGCAAGCCGGGGGUGGGCCCACCACCACGCCCAACCAACGUGGGAAAGGCGCCAAGACUUACCGGAAGACGACCUUGGUGCUCGAGACAAACGCCAACGCCUUUACGCGUGAGGAUGCCGUGAUGACGUUCACCCAAAAGGCAUUCCAGGCCUACAAAAAUAGCAUCAAACGGGCGAUGGACUCGGAGCGGUACCUCUUUCAGCCCCUCCUCCCGCAAGGGGGGAUGGGGGAAGGAAAAGUCGGCGUGGCGGUCCGCCCGACGAUGUGCCAACGCUACCCCCUCUCUCUUGAGAAAACCUUCAAUACGCUCUUCUUUCCGGAGAAAGAGAAGCUGAUUCACCUUAUUCAUCAAUUUGAAACCCGCUCGGGGAAGUUUGCCGUACCGGGCUUCCCUCACAAGUUGAUUCUCCUCUUAUAUGGACCUCCUGGAACGGGGAAGACGAGCUUGGUCAAAGCCAUUGCCGCGCACACUAAACGCCACAUCCUUUCCAUUCCCCUUUCCCACAUCAAGACGAACCGCGAGCUGUUGAAUCUGAUGUACGAUGGUCGGUUUUCCGUUGUUAACGGGAAGUUCGACAACGAAACGAAUCGUCAUGGUGCUGUUGAGUGUCUACGGCCUGACAAAGUUGUCUACAUGCUAGAAGACAUUGAUGCGGCCUCGGAAGUCGUUCGCAAUGCCGAAAAGGUCGACAGUUCGAGCGCGGAGAAGAAAGGCGAAGGGGAGAGCAAAGCUCCGAGCUCCUCCACCAUAAACGAGGAUAUGACGACCGCAAUGCAAGCCUGUAACAAACCCACCACGGACGUCUCUGAGGAUACGACAAGCGACAAGUGCAAGUCGCAACCAAGGGUCGAAAAGGUAAUCAUUCCAGCUAAAAGCAAAUAUCAAAGGCUAUUGGAAGGCGUGGUGGAGGAUCCGUUGAGCCUGAAGGGGCUUUUUGAGGCCUUUGGGGGGAUAUUAGACGCACCAGGCCGUAUUGUAGUUUUGACAACAAAUCAUGUCGAUUACCUAGCGCCUGCGUUGUUGAAGCCGGGGAUUAUCACCAUGAAGCUCUAUAUGGGAAACUUUAGUGCGGAGUGCGGGAUCCAGAUGGUUAAGCACUACUUUCGUAGCGAUUUGGAAGACAACCCUAAAGAGGAUGAGGAUAAUAACGACGCAACCGCAGGUGAGAAUCCAUUCACAGAGGAAGAUCACAGGUCCCGUCAAGAGACUCUAGAAGAAAUUGGAAAUGUCAUUUUGGCCGCGCAGAAAUCUGGUGCAGGAUUCAGCCCGGCGGAAGUCGAGCAGAUGUGUGCGGAAAACAAUUCAUUGCAAGAGCUUCUUGUCGCUCUGAAGAGGGGAAGUCGUACCGAGUUUUUCUAG